AUGUUCAGUCUGAGCUACUACUGUUGGUUGAUGGCGGAUGAGGAGCGCCGACAGGAGUUCGAAGAGGCGAAAAACUCAUUCAACUUACAGCUCAGUCCCGAUCAGAAGAGAGAGCAGGAAGCUGUCUCUAUCGCCAAGAUGGUGCCUCGGUGGACUGGGGAGAAUGGAACGCUCGAUAGUGGCGAGAAACUGAUACUUUUAGUAACGGAAUUCAACUCCGAAGACCAUCGGUGGUACAAUCUCGCCCGUGUUGGUGAAUUCGUUAUGAAGUUGCGAGACUAUGCUGAGAAAAAGAAGAACCUGCAAGAGGACAGCAACCUCAGGGAUAGCCAGCUGUACUACACCAUCGUGCAGAAGCUCCCCGGACCAGUGUUAGAGAUGACAGCAUACAUGGGGGAUAAGAGUGAGAAGAUGUUCAUAGAUGAAGGCUUCAAGGUCGUGCAUGGCUUAGAAGAGAGCUCAGGGCGGCCCUACUACGACUGUAUCCCGAUCAAUCCGGCCCAGAUCAUAUGGACAGCUGAUGCGGAGAAUGUCGGGCGUGUGACCACCAACUUGGAAAGGAAAGUGAUGAGAUGUGCGAUGGGGAGUCUCCCACUAAUUCAGCUGCACCAGAGCGGUGCUUUAGAUGGUGAUCAAGCAGGUGACGAGGCCCGCUAG
Molecule: messenger RNA, 657 nt
Organism: Perkinsus marinus ATCC 50983
Lineage: Eukaryota; Perkinsozoa; Perkinsida; Perkinsidae
Exons: 6
Coding region: 1-657 (218 amino acids)
Source: RefSeq, a predicted model, not a curated record